This is a messenger RNA of Onthophagus taurus, 1793 nucleotides long. The record is from RefSeq and is a predicted model, not a curated record. NCBI's taxonomy places the organism in Eukaryota, Metazoa, Arthropoda, Insecta, Coleoptera, Scarabaeidae.
AGUAGACAGGGCUUUUAUUUGUUUUGCACAAAUAUAUUAUUUCUAAAUCCUAAAAUAGGUACAAUGAAACCGUAAAGUGGUAAAUACCAACAAUGUGAUAUUUUAAAAUGUAGCAAUACCCCCAAUGUGACUUGCAUAAGCGAAUUUUUGGAGAAAAAAGGUGUUCCGAUUGUUUUUGUGUGAUCUGUUACAUUCAAAAUGUAUAUAAAUCAGCGUCAAUACAAUUUUUAUAUUUUUCCGAAUCUCCUUCAAUUAUAUAGUUUUUUCGUUCUCCUGUAAAAUUUGUAAUUAUUCACAUUAGAGGUAUUGCACGCCCGGCGACGAUAUACUAAAUAUUACACCCGAUGAGGUGGUAUAUACGCUCGCCAGUUGUUUGCUUUAGUAUAUUCGGAUAUAAUGAAAUCUUUUUUAUAGUAAUUAAAUUCAACUUCAACCCGGUUCCGACCUCUUUUCUCCACUUUAUUAAUUCCUUCAAUGCCACUAUCAAAAAGUUUUUUACCAAUUACUAAAUCUUUCAUAUAUCCUAUAUUGUUAUCGAUUGAUUCUAGAUAAAUAGAGUAUGGAGGUAAAUUUGUACUUUUAUACCUAUUUCCAUUAUCUAAGUUAGUAUCUUCUACCAGAUUAUUUGACUUUUGUGAAUUAUUCUGGGAAUUAAGCAUGUAUCAAUCCCCUUGUGACGUUUCCAUUGUAAGCUGGUUACCCGGCUCUUAUUAUCUUGUAUCCCUUAUGUGAGGUUUAACCCUUUCAAGACGGUUGUCGUAUAUACCCGUCACCAACUUUUUUGGCAGACGGACGGCUGUCGUAUAUAGCCGACAGCAGCUCAUUUCCCUUCUGUACGCUUGUCGUUUCAGAUAUGGCAUACAUAAAUUUUUAAUUUGGCCCACCGACGGCCGUCGUACCGUUCCGACAGUUUGUGUUUGUCACACAGACGGAUGUCGUGGAUAUCCGACAUUGUCGUACAUACGCGGCAACAUGGCAAGGUCAGGUGAUACCCUGAUAGACCACGUGCGUUUAGUACCAGUCUGUUUUAGAACAUGUUUUAGAAUGUCAUCUAAAAAUCACGCGGGUCCGUCGGGUUGUAAUACUUAUUGUGGACUGUCUGGGAAGGAAGUGAAAAAUAUUAUGAAUGCUCUGAACGAUAGUGAUAUAUAUUUGAGUGAGGACGAACCAUUUAUCGACAGUGGCAGCGAAUAUAUCCCUGACUCUGACAGUGAAUUGAGCUCCGGAGAAGACGACGAAACCUUGUUGGAAGACGAAAAUACCGAAGAACAAGAACAUUUAGUAGCUUCGGAUAUCUCUGAUCAAAAUAUACGUGAGGAGGAAUUUCAGCUAAAAUGGGAUUCACGUGAGUUUGUUCCUAAAGUUCACCAGUUUGACGUCACUAAUAGUGGACUACAGAAUAAAAACCUAAAAAAUGAAAACAAGGAAAUAGAGUAUUUCUUGAACCUAUUCUCGGAAGAAGUAGUCAACACUAUUGUUGCAGAAACCAAUAUUUUCGCUCAACAACAAAAUGCUAAAGAUUGGAAAAACGUUGAUAAACAAGAGUUUUACAAUUUCAUAGCCCUCACAUUGUUGAUGCCCCACGUUAAAAAGUCCGAUGUAAAGGACUACUGGUCUACAGAUAAUUUAAUUGGCACGCCCUUUUUCCGCCAAACAAUGUCUCGAGAUCGCUAUUUACAAAUACUAAGGCACUUACAUUUUAGUAAUAAUCAAAAUGCACGUUUGAAAAUGUCGUCAUUGAUGAAAGUAUGAUUCUUUUCAAAGGGAGGCUGUCCUUCAAACAGUAUAUAAAA